This is a messenger RNA of Cydia fagiglandana, 5525 nucleotides long. Its product is annotated as carboxyl-terminal PDZ ligand of neuronal nitric oxide synthase protein. The transcript has 9 exons. Bases 63 to 1553 code for a protein of 496 amino acids. NCBI's taxonomy places the organism in Eukaryota, Metazoa, Arthropoda, Insecta, Lepidoptera, Tortricidae. Gene Ontology annotation, molecular function: nitric-oxide synthase binding. The record is from RefSeq and is a predicted model, not a curated record.
UUUGUUGCAGGUCCCUUAGGCCGAAAGUUAAUUUCGCUGGGAUCGGAGGAGCAUGCGCCUCGAUGUUUAAGAAAAGUAGUAAAGGUCGAUGCGUGCUAGUGAUCAAGGCCCGCGGUUGGAAGCGCGUGCCCAUGAAGCUGCUCAAGUGGGGCCGCAAGAUGCCGUCCACCAAGCAGUACAACCCGGUGCCGAACGACGAGUACGACACCCGUAUCCCUCUGCACCCGGACGAGGCCUUCACCUACGGCAUCAAGUUCCAAGCCAAGUACAUUGGGACCAUGGAUGUGCCCCGACCUUCAAGCCGCGUUGAAAUAGUUGCCGCCAUGCGUCGUGUACGCUACGAGUUCAAAGCUAAGGGUGUAAAGAAGCGAAAAGUAACCAUUGAAGUAUCGACGGAUGGAGUCAGGGUAUCCACGCGGAAAAAGCCCAAGCCUAAAAAGAAAGGUUCGAAACUGUUCAGCCGCGGCAGCAAGAGCAGUGACGCGAGCAUCGAGAGCAUCGACAUCAUGCACCACCCCAUCUACCGCAUCUUCUACGUGUCACACGACAGCUCCGAUCUCAAGAUCUUCUCCUACAUCGCGAGGGACGGAGCCACCAACCUCUUUAAGUGCAAUGUCUUCAAAAGCAACAGAAAGAGCCAAGCCAUGCGGAUCGUGCGUACCGUGGGCCAGGCAUUCGAGGUGUGCCACAAGAUGCAGAUAAACACCCCCGAGCAAGCGGCUGCCUCCACGUCCUCCGCCGCCGACGACCUCGCCUACUCCGACCGCGCCAGCGACCAGCCGCCUACCAAAGAAGCGGUUUCCGAUUGCGGUGCUUCAGAGGCUAGCGUGGCGUCCACAUCGAAGGUGGUGGUCGAAGUGGUGCCAGAGGACAAGGAGAACACCAGGCCGACGCACUUAGAGCUGCUCCCACCUCCCCCCAGGAAGACUGAACGUCGGACAACACCCCAGCGACCGCCGGCGCCGACGCCGGUCGCCGUGGUGAACCUGCCAUGGCCAGAGGCUGCGGAGCCGGACCCGGCGCCGCCCGACGCGGGCACGCCGCCGGCCGCGCCGCUCAGCGCGCAGCACCGAGUGCAGCUGCUAGAGGAACGGCUCGAGAAUCAAACGCAGCAGACUCGCGCGGCCGUCGCGCAGCUAUUCCUUCUGCGCGAUCAACUCGCCGCCGAACAAUCCGCGCGAUGCGAAGCUCAAGCGCGCACCCACCAGCUGUUGGCUCACAACAAGGAACUGCUAGAGCAUAUCGCGGCGCUCGUCGCGCACCUGCAGGAGCGCGAGCGCGGCUCCUCCAAGCCGAUCAACGCGCAGCAACUCACUCUGUUGCCGCAGUUGUCUUCGAGUGCAAAGAUAGACCGUUGGUUCUCGCUGCUGCCGUCCACACCGGCGCUCUCCCGGCCCGAGAGCGGCUUCGUAUCAGGUGUGGACGACGUGGAGCCGGCCACCCUCGCCGAGGCCAGGAAGCUCCUCCUGCAACUGGGCGCCAAGAAGAAACGACGCUUCCCUUUACGCUUUACUAGAAGAAAAAUCCUAGUUAACAAACAUACCCUCUUAUAAUACAUUAAUGUACUUAUAAAACCACUAUUAAGUGAUAUCUUAUUAAACACGCAAUUCAAUUUGGGGUGCUUAACCUUUUCGACGCCGCGUCAAACACAAAAGCUGUCACUCGGACGCCACGUCACAGAAGUGUCAGAACUGAAAUUGAACUUUAUGCUGCACGUACUUAGUUGCUCUGUAGUCUGUGACCGAUUAAUCCGUCUUUGGCGUUGGACCUGCGGUGCGGAUAUAUGUCAUUGGCGUCCAAAAGGUUAAAAUCAAAUCAUAUCAAUAUAUGUGGCAAAUCGCACAAUGCAAUGUAGUGUGUGUUUUUAGUUCUAAAAUGAGUGAUAUUAACAUUUCAAAUAGGACGGUAUGGUCAAUCACAUUGAAUUCCUGGCCAAUUUUUGAGGCCACUAUCUAUAUGGUCACGGUGACAAUUUUAUUUUUAAUAUAAAGGCCGUGAAGGAAAUUACGACUUUAUUAAAAACUGGUUGGAAUUUAAUUUGAUUGACUAGAUACUCGCAUAAUUUGUUGGAAAUAUCAACAAAAUGUGUAAUGGAACAACAAAGAACACAAGAUUAUCGAUAGGAGUGUGAUCUCGGUUCCUUUUAGGAGAAGUAUGUCAGUAAAUAAAGAUUUAGGUUUUAAGGAACAAGUUUUGAUCGGGUAAGUAGAUUGUACUUGAAACGAGUUGAAACGACCCUAUAAUAUGGAGAGACAAAAAAGGACCUGUUAUGCCUACAUGAGUACACGUACUUGCGUAUGUACGACUGUACGUACGUUAUAAUUAUAAAUUAUAACUUAUAAUGCAUUAUACGCCAGAAAAGUAUUAACUAUUAUAUCAUUAGGGUCACUCCUUCUUUUGAAACGUAUUUCAUAUAGGUACAUUUCGUCGGGUGACAAGCAAAAGUCACUAAGUACUAUCAAAAAAUUAGAGUAAUAAUGCACUUUAUUACACUUGUAACACGGUUACAGUCCAAUAAUUUCAAUGGUGUUAGUUAAUGACUUUUGCUUGUCACCCGAUGAUUUUCUCGAAUUACUUAACUCUACUACUGUCAUGAAUGUUUUUAAUAGGUAAGUAUAGUUUUUUGAUAAAUUACAAUCGCCUGGAUCGCUUCGGGAAAAGGGUGUUACAGCCGUGCCUCUUUAUUUUGCUCGACUUGGCGGGGCCCCCAGAAAUGUUCUAUUAGUAAUAAGGUGUGAAGUCAAAUUAUUAUGAGAGAAAAAGGUACUUAGGUAUUUUAAAAGAUAAGCCAUGCAAUCUAUCUUUAUCUAUCUUAUCGUAUCUUUUAAAAUACAAAAGCUGGAUGCAAUAAAAAAAAAUUAACCUCAUGUUCAUACCUCGUGUUUACUAAACUCAUUGGCAAUAGACAGACCUACUUCUACUUAUUAUAAUGCGGUAUUAUUACUAUUUGGUUUUAUAUUAUGAAUUCAAAGUUUGCACGUAAGUAAGUAUAAUGUAUAACACUUUGUAUAAUAACCUUCGAAAUCUAAACAAAAACCGGGCAGUUUUAGGAUGUCAUAAAAAGAGUAAGUAAUUGCCUACUUACCUACUUACACAUUUACUGUAAUUUAUAUUAAUUAAAUAUAGAAUGAUUUUAAAAUAAUAAAAAGUAAGUAAAGUUAUUGUAAUUGUGAUAACUACCGGUACACCGGUAGUACAUAGAUAUACCUAGGUACCUAUUAUUUUAUGGUCAAUAGGUACCUAAAGUAUUAAAUCAAUAUUAUAAGUAGAGAAUCGUAUAUAAGUCUUAAUUUUAUUACUUUUCAAGACUUCAACAGACGUGAUCUUGUAUUGUAAUGAUACUGUGCAGUAUUAAUUCAGUUAUGCAAUUUGCUGUAUAAGUAAUUAACUAUAGCUAUGCCCUUUCUUUUUAUUUUUGAUUAAUAUAAGAAUUAGGAGCGAAAUACAAAUUCCAUACAAUUUUUUAAAUAUUCCCAACUCUUAUAAUAAUUAAAAAUUCGAAAAAAAAUACAAACGAAGGGGCAUAGUGUUAAUAUCCAGAGAGGGAAAUGGCGACUACGUUUGUAUGGAAAGGCGGUUUAGGGACGGUUGGCCACUUUCGUCAUAAAAUAUAUUUUCAUUUUAUUUGCCCAAGUACAUCAUCAGGUUUUUAUGGCAGAUUAUGAGCGUUAGUUACAUUUAAACAAUUCGGUCUUGGCUUUACUAAGUUUUAGAAUUGUAUUAUGUAUUCUAUAUAAAAUACCAAGUAUUAACGGCUUUGGGCACAAGCUAGGAAUUACUGUAGAUUUUUAAGUAGGUAACAUAACUAAAAACUAAUAAUAGUUUUUAAUGCAUUCAGAACAAUGUCGACUUUAUUAAUUUUAUUGGCAAAUUAGACUAAUUUAUGGACUUAUUAUGAUGCAUUUUAAAUUAUAAUUAAUAGGUAGGGUAGGUAAAUACAUAGGUAGGAUAGUAAUAUCUAUAGCUAAAUUAGUUUGUAUUGCAUACAGCGACCAAAUACUUAAACUUUGGAGGUACUAUUUGCUGGUGAUAGUAUUUGUUACAUUUGAUAAGAGUGAUGUGUUCAUGCAAUAUAGAAAAGGUACUUAGCUAGAAUAUUCGUUACAUGCUUAAUAUAAAAUACGAAUCGUACAUUCCUUUUGAUCGUCUUCUGAAUACAUUAAUGUAUACACUAACUACCUACAUAAUACAUAUAUACACGUGCCAUAAUUAUACUAAAAAAACAUAUUUAGGGAACUGCUAAUAAUGCUACAUAUUGGUGUACCUAUUUGAUUAGUACCUACCUAAUAGAUAGACUUGAAUUUUGAUGACGGUAUGUUAGUUUCUCGCAACCUUGCUAAAAAUAUUAGGGCUAUUUUGAUUAAGUGUGUUAGCUACAAGAGAAGAAAGCUUAUUAAUUUCUUAAUAUCUAAGGUAAAGUAAAGGUGACUGAGUAUUUCACCAAAAGUUAUUAGUGACGAAAUUAUGCAAUAUACAGUCACCACACGGGAUUGUUAUGCCAUUUAGGGAUCUUGCUAAAUUGGAAAUUAUAUAACGUAAGUAUAUAAGCUAGGACCCUAAAUGGCGCAACAAUUGCGGAUCGUGAUGGUACCUAUGCAUUUUCGAAACGAGGACGUUUCUAAUGUGGCGUGAUGGCAUCCAACCUAUACAUAUACAUCAUUUAUAGAAUUAUACAAUGUAUAGGUAAGUUUCAAUGUUGACAGGUCUCAUUCAUAGACAUUCGUAGAGCACUUUAAAGACUCGAACCUGAUAUUACCAUGUAAUACAUAUAUAAUCAUAUUUGUAAGAUCAUUCAAGUCUAUGUUGAGAUGUUGGCAUAUAAUACAGUAUGUAUUAAGUACACAUUUACGUAAAAUCAGGUUACUUUAGUCCACAAGUUCCACUCCACAACGGACAACUAUAGUCCAAGUUCAAGUUCCAGUAAAAUAUGAAUAAAUAUAAUAUCUAAGCAAAAUAAAUGUAACGUGUACAAAUCAAAAAGGCUCUUUGAUAAUUAACGUUAAAAACCAUGGACCAUAGUUAUAUUACAGGACUAUAGUUCCCUGAUUUUGCCGUACCUUCAUCUUGUAAAUUAAGGCCCCUUUCAAGACAUAUGCGAAAUAUAAAAAUUGGUUCGCAAUUAGUAGGUACUAUUCGGCUUAACAGACGAUGAUAUGUUGUUCGAAGAACAUGUAUCCUAAAGUAUAAAGGUGGCCACUGACGAGCCUUCCCACAGUCCAAAUAGCGUGGCUGCAAUCCAAAAUCGGUCCGUGAAUGACAAAAACGUACAAUAUUUAAUAUUAGGAUGCCUUCCAUUUGGAUGAAUCCAUUGUAACGGCAUCCAUUUGGAAGGCUCGUCAGUGGUCUGCUUAAUGUGCAAGGUGCGUUUUGGUGCACAUCAUCUAGGUAGGUAAAGAAAUUUCGUGUACUUUUACUGUAACACGUAGGUAGGUAAACAGAGAUGUGAACUGACUGAUUAAAUGAUAUAUUUAUGUGUUCUUUUGAUAUUGUUUUGUUAAGAUAGAAUAAAAUUACUACAUGCAUUA